Messenger RNA from Stegodyphus dumicola, 3640 nucleotides. Its product is annotated as potassium channel subfamily K member 13-like. Lineage: Eukaryota; Metazoa; Arthropoda; Arachnida; Araneae; Eresidae. Gene Ontology annotation, molecular function: outward rectifier potassium channel activity; potassium ion leak channel activity. Gene Ontology annotation, biological process: potassium ion transmembrane transport; stabilization of membrane potential. The record is from RefSeq and is a predicted model, not a curated record. Gene Ontology annotation, cellular component: plasma membrane.
AUGCACGAAGAUCGGCGUUGUAAGAAAACCUUGCUAGCAAAGGCCAUAGAAACCAAACCUGAUGGUAGGCCCCCAGUGAGAUGGAUCGGUUGUGUUGAAAAUGAUCUAAACAUUUUAAAGGAUGAAUGGGCUCAGGGUAGAGCUCUGCUGGUCGCGGGCAUGAGAAACAACAAGCUUAGUGUGUUGUGUGAUUAUUUUGUGGGUAAUUUAGACAUGGCUGAAGAGACUGUGUUUCAAACCGUGUUAGGUGAAUUUCACUCUUUUUUUUUUUUUUUUUUUUCUUUUCUCACAGGUUUUGGAAUGACGACACCGAAGACAUUAGCUGGUCGAAUCGUUGUGAUCUUCUACGGGUUCCUCGGAUGUUCUGGGGCCAUCCUUUUCUUCAAUCUCUUCCUGGAAAGGAUAAUCACUUUCCUCGCAUAUAUCCUCAGGCUUCUACAUGAAAGAGAACUCCGGAAAAGAGGCCUUGAUAGACGCAGAGAUUCUCAGCUUUCAUUUGAUGACACGUACGAUUGGAAACCUUCAGUAUAUUGGGUAAUGUUAUCUCUGUUCAUCGCCACAAUAAGCAUCGCCGUCACUGCCUCCUUUCUCUAUGGUCCUAUGGAGGGAUGGUCUUACUUCGACUGCCUCUACUUCUGUUUCGUUACGUUCUCCACUAUUGGUUUCGGGGAUUAUGUCACUUCUCAGGAAGCGCAGUACCCCCACGUGUCGCUAUAUCGCCUAGCCAAUUUCGUGUUCAUCGUGUGCGGCUGUUGCUGUAUUUACAGCCUAUUCAAUGUGACGUCCAUAGUGAUCAAGCAGAUCCUCAACUGGGUCAUGAAGAAGCUCGACGUCAACUGCGUGCCCAGGAAACCUCCCGCCAAGGCCCAGCUGUUAGCGAGGGGCCGACGGAAUGCCAUUACUCCUUUCCAUUUCAAAAAACAGGCUCGAGGUGAUAUGAACAAAGUUGGUGAUUCAAGUGAUGUGGAUUCUAACUACGACAGCGAAGGUGAUUGCAGGAAUUCGGGUGAAAUGGUAAUUACGGGAAUCAAAUCCAACAAAUUUACUUUGGCAGUGAUGCAAAAACAACUACACGAGUCCGCCCAAAGAGACAAGGGACGACAAGGUGACACUAUAGUGCUUCCUUCACUGAGAGCCGUCGAAGAAAGCACUUUUAAACCAGGGUCCGUAGGUCCACUUGCUAUUGUCAGUAAGAAGCUUGGUGAAGAUGACAUUUAGAAGUUGCUUUCAGUUAAUGGUUUUAGCACAUUCUUCACUCUUCCAACAAAGGAUAAGAAUUCUUCUCACCCUCGAUCCGUUAAGUUUUCAUACUUCUCUAAUACUGAGCUGCAGAGAACUGUGUACACAUCACUGAAGAUUAUACUGCAGUAUCAUUGAAAUUAGUUGUACAGUAUCAUCAAAGAUAAAUAUUCAGCAUCACGAAAAAUAUAUGAGCACUAAAGUAUAUAUCACGAAAAAUAUAUGAUCACGAAAAAUAUAUGAGUUUAGUGCAGAAAGACGGGCACUGCACUAAACUGCAGUGCCCGUCUUUCAACAUUUCAUCACCAUAUUGCUUUAUGUAACAAGUAGUACGCAUAAGCUAGUUAGUUGAAAGAUAGAAAUUCUGAAGUCUUAACAGUCUGACAGUCUUUAGAAGUAAUAAAUAGUUAUUUGUGAUAUCUGAUGUGGAAUUUUAGAUAGUUCAUAUAUUUCAUUCCGAUAAGGAGGUCCAUUACAGAAUACUUCACAAGAAUUUCUAUCGUGAUUUUUAUGCGCAUAAGAAAUAAUUUGCAGCUUUGAAUAGUAAAAUGAAUUAACCUCACACAUUUUUUUUAAAUCUACAAUUUAAUUUUCGUUUUGGACGUAAAGUUAUAUUUUUUCUUUUUAUGUAAGAAAAUAUGCAUCUAAAUAUUUAUUUUAACGACUUGAACAUUACAAAGAAUCCUAUCCUUAUUUUUACAAGUUCGAUAAUUAAUACUUUAUUUAAAGGACAUUCUAAACUGAAAUCACAACAUUAUGUUAAUAAAUAUUUCUCAGACUGCUUUCGCUUAGAGCUUCUUUUACACUGCUUUAACGGUUGUUGACUGAUCAUAAUGACCUUCCUGAAUAUAUGCCAUGAAAGCUCGAGUUUUGUAAGGGCAAAGAGAAUGUACAGAAUUUUUUCAGGAAGAAUAUAUUUUCUGCUAUGACAGUUCGUCUUCAAGUGUUUCAUACUAAGCAACUAAUUUUUAUAAGCAGAAAUAUAUAGAAAGAAGAAGCACUGUCUUUGCAGUGAACAAGGAAAAAUGAAAGGUGUCGAUUUAUUGGGACAAACAGCUCUUCCGCAGUACAAGCCCAAUGAUUUUUUGCACUUUUUUCCUAGCAAAGGAAUGUUUGAUAUAGUGAAGUUAUUAUAAAAUAAUGGUUAACUUAAGAAUAGCACUUUCUUUUGCGUAAAUUUUACGUUUUACAGCAAAGUACGAAAUUAUUUUGUACUUAGUGUGAGAGUAUUUUUUCUGAAGAUCGUUUAUUUGUAUGUCUAUGAGUAUACGUAAUUGCUAAAUAGAAUGUUCCGCUUUUGAAAGCAUAGCUAUUUUUUAAAAAAGCUCUCUAAUGAGUUCUGCGAAUGGUGUUAAAUGCAGUUUUCUUAUAAUCUCUGUAUUUUGUGUUUAAUAAGAGAAAACAGAGCUUGUAGUUCUACUUUUCACUUUAUGAAGAUAUCCCAUACUGAAAAUAAUGAAUUCAGAAAUCAGCAUCGUUAAACAGUUAAAGGAAGAAAGAAAAAGUUUUAUUCAAAACCACUUAGAAAUUUAAAAACAAAAUUAUGGCAAUAAAAUAUAAUUUAGCAAAUUCUAUUGUUAACUACACAAGUCCCAAACUACGUUUUUGUAAGUUAGAGGAAUGUUUCUGGAUUAAUUAAUAAUCUGUUAAAUAAUAUAAGGUAAAUAGUAUUUAAAUAUUUGUAUAAAUUCAAAAUGAACGUAAUCAGUUCAAAACAAAUUCGUCUAAAGGUAUGUUUGUAACAAAUUUGAAAAUGAACGUAAUCAAUUCAAAAGAAAUUCGUCUAAAGGUAUGUUUGUAACAUAACUCUAUAUAUGUAUUUUAUUGGAAAAUUUUGAAAAUAGCGGUAAAAAAUCAUCAUUCGUGAAAACUUCUUUAGAAUUCCAAACUUAAGUUUUAUAUGUAGUAACCUAUUACAUUAAAAAUCGAUGUUGGAAUUAUUUUGAAUGAGCUGUUUUUCGAAUGGCGCAUGAUCAAACUUUACUGCAUAAAGAAAAUGUGUCAUUCAUCUCUGUGUUUACAAAAUAAAUUGGUAAUGUUUUAUUUUUACUAUAAUUUUCAUUUUUGAAAUAUUAAACCAAUAACCCAUAGAUAAAGCUUAUGCAGUGCAUGCAAGAAAUUGAUAGAACUCACUCUGAAUACAUAAAUGUAUACAAAAUAUCGGAAACUGACACAAAAAUCUCCUAAUAUGCCAGAAAAGACCACAAAUUUCCAGUUUCAGUAAUCUUCUAUGUGUUAUCAAAAUCAGCGAUAUUACACCAACUAGAUUACAUUAUAAGGCAUGUAUAUCCUUCUAAGUAAUGCCACAACGAGAAAAAUAAAUUUUGGUUGGAAAUGAUUGAUUUGAGGUUUCACAGACUUAAUGUUAUUUCAUUUCAUCAUUUCGGUUAAACGAGUUUUA